Molecule: messenger RNA, 7459 nt
Organism: Coregonus sp. 'balchen'
Lineage: Eukaryota; Metazoa; Chordata; Actinopteri; Salmoniformes; Salmonidae
Source: the annotation of a GenBank genome assembly
UUCCAGGAAGAGAAGGAUCGGAGCCCUGUGUAAGAGGUAAGGUGAGUAGAUCUGAGAGAAGAAUUAUAAUACAAUCAAUAUGCUCAAAGGAUUUGUUACACCAACUGCUGUUGUAUAUUAAAUGUAUGAUGUAUGUCAGUACCUUCAAAACAGUUGCCUUAUCAACAGUGGUGGGUUAUUCCACAAUGGCAAGGGAGGCUUUAGAGUUGGAUUUUACUUAUAUGAUUUACAAAUAUAUUUGUAUUUUUAGAGUCCAUAAUUUUGCUACAAUUACUAGUGCUUUUCUCUGAAUUUCACUGAUUAUUCAACAGGAUCAUUGUGUCUAUCAGUACAGUAGAAGGAAGAGGAAGUUUUAUUGCCAGUUAAUGACGCAGGUACAUUUCUUUGUGUGUUAAUGAAUAGGACUCAUUACCUGGCGGUAAUCUUUUGGAGGGUAACAUGGAUCAAUCUAAAACAAGCAGUGAAGCCCAACCCCCACCGCCCUACUCUCAGGACUAUAGGCAACAGAACACCUAUGGCCAGCAGAACCCCUAUGGCCAGCAGAACACCUAUGGCCAGCAGAACACCUAUGGGCAACAGAACACCUAUGGCCAACGGAACACCUAUGGGCAGCAGAACGCCUAUGGUCAAAACAACUAUAGUCAUCCCCACUAUGGUCUGAACGUUGGCCCUGGCAACAUAGCGGUGGUCUCUCCAGCGGGUCAGUAUGAUGACAUGGGUCAGGGUCAUCCUGAGGAACAGCAGCAACAUUGGGCUCCUCCACUACCACUACAGGCUGACUAUUCCACUGGGCUGGAGGACACCGGCUGCUUUGAUGACAAAGCUAUAAGAAGAGGUCAGUCAGUGGCUGCGACUGAAAUGACACCCAAUUUACUGUGUAGUGCACUACUUUUGACCAGCGCCCAUAGGGUUCUGCUGAAAAGUAGUGCACUAUAUAGGGAAUAGGGUGCCAUUUGGAACUCAGACAGUGUUUUUUUGGUUGGUGUCCUCGUAUCAUGAUGAUCUGGAGCCGCAUCAGUCCUUGAAGUGUAGGGGUGCUGAUUUAGGAUCAGUUUUGCCUUUAAGAUCAUAAUUAAUAAGAUCGUGUGGACAGGGUGAACAUGAUCCUAGAUCAGCAACCCUACUGUGAGACACUUGAUACACAUGGCCCCUGGCGCUAUUGAUUAAACAAGUGUUGUGGUGAAUGCGACCGUAAUGCUCUGCUCCAUGUUAAUGCCCUGAAGUAAACUAGUGGGCCUACGGUAAACAUCUGCUCACAGUUAAGGGAUUUGUUUCCACAGGCUUUAUAAAGAAGGUGUAUCUGACUUUGAUGAUUCAGCUUCUACUCACCUUUGGAAUCAUCUGUGCCUUUCUGUAUUGGUGAGACACUGACACUUUCAUCAUUACUCCAUUUACAGUGUUCGACACUGAGUGUUACCCAACUUUAACACUUCAACACUUUAAGUGUUACCCAACUUUAACACUUCAACACUUUAAGUGCUACCCAACUUUAACACUUUAAGUGUUACCCAACUUUAACACUUUAACACUUUGUUACCCAAUUUGAACACUUCAACAUUUUAAGUGUUACCCAACUUAAAAGUGUUGAAGUGUUUAAAGUUGGGUAACACUUAAAGACUUCAACACUUGCAGUUGCCCAACACUUUGAAGUGUUGAAAGCAGUUCCUGUUAGAUUCAAUGUUCCAUUUUAAGCUCCACAACACCACAGCGUUAUAAUAAUGUACCUAGAAGGAGUGUAUAAAACAGAGAGAUGAAAUGUUCUCUGUAAUUGCAGGGAGGAUCUGAGGGUCUGGUCCAGGAACACCUACUGGUUUUCUUACUCCAUGAUGUAAGUAACGGCAUGACAACCACUGAAUCCUUUUAACAUCUCUCUGCUUUGACUCCUGAGCCAGUAAUCAGAAACCUUCUCAGAGUAGGAGUGCUGAUCUAAGAUCCGAUUGGUCUUUUAGAUCAUAAUGAAUGCCAUGACACGGACAUGGGGCCUGAUGUUAGGUUAGUGCUCCGACUCUGAGUGGUUCUAUGAAUACAGGCCCUGAUGUCUAAACUAUUAUAUGAAUAUAUUGUAUUGUUUUCUCCUGAACAGGGCAGUGGUGCUCGUCCUCAUAAUAGCCUUGUCCUGUUGUGUCAAUAUACGUCGGAAGGUCCCGCUCAAUUUCAUAGCCUUGGGACUGUUUGUAAGUAUCCAUUCCAAGAAGGCAUCAAUCAAUGAAAACAAGUUGGUUGUAUUUUCUGACCUUUGUGUUAUUUUUCUGUUUAGACCAUUGCAGAAGGUCUACUGCUGGGCUCUGUGACUGUGUGAGUACUGUAUGCCUCUGGAGUGAACCUGAUGUACUUUCUCUCUGCUAUAUAGACUAAAUCCUUUAUAAACCAGCAGCUUUAUAUGUCACCUGUCAGUCAAAGUGAACUCAUGCAAAUGGCGGUUUGCAGUAUAAGCUUAUGGCUAAAUCAUUCCUCCAUGGCGGUUUGCAGUAUAAGCUUAUGCCUAAAUCAUUCCUCCAUGGCGGUUUGCAGUAUAAGCUUAUAGCUAAAUCAUUCCUCAAUGUCGGUUUGCAGUAUAAGCUUAUGGCUAAAUCAUUCCUCCAUGGCAGUUUGCAGUAUAAGCUUAUGCCUAAACCAUUAUUCCACCAAAGGAAACCUGACUCUAAUACAUCCAGUGAUAUUUCAGCAUAGGGUUGAAAAACUCUGGUAACUUUCCCAAAAUUCCCAAGUUUUCCAGAAAUCAUGGUUGGAGAAUUCCUGCUUUCCUGCUUAUUCCCUACCAAUUCCGGGAAUCGUCCAACCAGGAUUUCUGUAAAAGCCUGGGAAUUUUGGGAAAGUUACAGAAAUUUUGCAACCCUAUUUCAGUGAAAGAUGACAGUUUGGUUUGUGUUGCAGGUUCUAUGAGGCGGACGCUGUUAUGUGGGCUGUGGGCGCCACAGCACUGGUCUCCCUAGCUCUGAGUGUCUUUGCCAUGCAGUCCAGAGUACGUCCUCUCCAUAGAUAUAGAAAGAUGGCACACUUUAAAUCCUUGUAAUGGCCGUGUUCUGUGAAAGCAUGGGCAGCGCCAUUGUGGCUAACUCCAUUUUAAAGUAGUCAAUUUCCUCUCCUACUUGUGAGUGUACUGGUAAUCCAUAAAGAAACAACAGCAUGCUGCAUAUCACCAUCUACUGUGCUGCUGUGUGUACAGUCUGAACAGGUAUAAAGCCAGGUUGGUGAUUUACUGCCACCUGCAGUUAUGGAAUGCUUGCUCAGGAGUUUAAAUCAUUGGCUGACCCCUCCUGAUGACCUGGAUGGAAUUCUGUGAUCUUCUUAACACAUAGGGAGUCUCACCCAAAUGGCUACUUAAAAAUGGGGAGAAUCUCAAUAGCGUUUCCUUGAUUUCUCGCGUCCUCUCUCCUCGCCUCCUUCUCAAAACCAAUUGGAUGACAAGGUCAGAGGUCCCUCCUUCUCAAAACCCAUUGGAUGAGAAGGUCAGAGUUCCGACCUUCUCAUCCAAUGGGUUUUGAGAAGGAGACGAGGAGAGAGGACGCGAGGAUUCAAGGAAAUGCAAUUGCACAUUUUCCCAUCAGAGGGGUGUUUCCAUCAGACUGACUUGUUGCGGAUAAAAUGCUGUGUGUGAUGAGAUAUGGCAUAAAAAAACCUUUUGCGGUUAGGGUUAGGGUUCCCAUGAACCAGACAUUCAUUAGACAGUUUGCUGAUGAAGUGGACAGAGUAGGUUAUAUGUUGAGAUAUGGAUAAAAGUUUUUUAUUUGAUAAUUGGCAGCCAAAAUGCAUCAUACGGCCCACAUUUCUGUAUUUUGAAAGUAACAUAUCUUGAAAACAUGCUAUAUCAACAAUAGACUAAUGAAACAAAUAGCGAAAGAUAGUUUUUGGGUGGAGUUUUGCUUUAAGCACCAUAAGUUAUGAAAUACACUGAGUAUACCAAACAUUAGGAACACCUUCCUAAUAUUGAGUUGCACCCCCUUCUGCCGUCAGAACAGCUUCAAUUCAUCGAGGCAUGGACUCUACAAGGUGUCGAAAGCAUUCCACAGGGUUGCUGGCCCAUGUUGACUCCAAUGCUUCCCACAGUUGUGUCUAGUUGGCUGGAUGUCCUUUGGGUGGUGGACCAUUCUUGAUACACACGGGAAACUGUUGAGCGUGAAAACCCCAGCAGCAUUUCAGUUCUUGACACAAACCAGUGUGCCUGGCACCUACUACCAUACCCCGUUCAAAGGUAAUUAAAUAUUUUGUCUUGCCCAUUCACCCUCUGAAUGGUACACAUACACAAUCCAUGUCUCAAUUGUCUCAAGGCUUAAAAAUCCUUCUUUAACCUGUCUCCUCCCCUUCAUCUACACUGAUUGAAGUGGAUUUAACAAGUGACAUCAAUAAGGGAUCAUAGCUUUCACCUGGAUUCACCUGGUCAGUCUGUCAUGGAAAGAGCAGGUGUUCUUAAGGUUUUGUAUACUCAGUGUAUUCUAGUGAGUCUGUCGACAAAAUUGUAACUAAAAGGUACACUGUAUUUUGUAAGUAUACUCAGUGUAUGUUAGGCCUAAAGUUCAUAACUUAUUCCAUCUGCCUAUAAACUCCACAUGCUUUUCCACAUGGUGGUGGUAGUGUCUACAACUACACAUCAUUUUACAUUUUACAUUUUAGUCAUUUAGCAGACGCUCUUAUCCAGAGCGACUUACAUGAGCAAUUAGGGUUAAGUGCCUUGCUUAAGGGCACAUCGACAGAUUUUUCACCUAGUCGGCUCGGGGAUUAGAACCAGCGACCUUUCGGUUACUGGCACAACGCUCUUACCCACUAAGCUACCUGCCGCCGUCAAUAUCACGUGACUCCAAGUUUACUGCCAUAUGAUGGUUUUUAUAUCAAUAUUUGCACAUAAAAGCGUUUCCACCUUCAUUUCUCACGUUAUACAUUUUACUGACACAAAAAGAUCCCACCUUUGCGGUUUCCAUCCGACAUGUACUUUACUGGCAUACAAAGGUUGGAAGGAAACAUGGUUAGUGACUGUGAUCUGUGGUUGUCUUACCUACAACUACAUAUUACAAAAGUAUGUGGACACCCCUUCAAAUUAGUGGAUUCGGCUGUUUCAGCCACACCCGUUGCUGACAGGUGUAUAAAAAAAUUGAGCACACAGCCAUGCAAUCUCCAUAGACAAACAUUUGCAGUAGAAUGGCCUUACUGAAGAGCUCAGUGACUUUCAACGUGACAACGUCAUAUGAUGCCACCUUUCCAACGAGUCAGUUCGUCAAAUUUCUACCCUGCUAGAGCUGCCCCGGUCAACUGUAAGUGCUGUUAUUGUGAAAUGGAAACAUCUAGGAGCAACAACGGCUCAGCCGUGGUAGGCCACACAAGCUCACAGAACGGGACCGCCGAGUGCUGAAGUGCGUAAAAAUCGUCUGUCUCAUUCGAGUUCCAAACUGCCUCUGGAAGCAACGUCAGCACACAACAACUGUUCGUCGGGAGCUUCAUGACAUGGGCUUCCAUGGCCGAGCAGCGGCACACAAGCCUAAGAUCACCAUGCGCAAUGCCACGCGUCGGCUGGAGUGGUGUAAAGCUCGCCGCCAUUGGACUCUGGAGCAGUGGAAACGGGUUCUCUGGAGUGAUGAAUCACGCUUCACCAUCUGGCAGUCCGACAGACGAAUCUGGGUUUGGCGGAUGCCAGGAGAACGCUACCUGGCCUAAAGCACAGUGCCAACUGUAAAGUUUGGUGGAGGAGGAAUAAUGGUCUGGGGCUGUUUUUCAUGGUUCGGGCUAGGCCCCUUAGUUCCAGUGAAGGGAAAUCUUAACACUACAGCACACAAUGACAUUCUAGACAAUUCUGUGCUUCCAACUUUGUGGCAACAGUUUGGGGAAGGCCCUUUCCUGUUUCAGCAUGACAAUGCCCCCGUGCACAAAGCGAGGUCCAUACAGAAAUAGUUUGUCGAGAUCGAUGUGGAAGAACUUGACUGGCCUGCACAAAGCCCUGACCUCAACCCCAUCAAACACCUUUGGGAUGAAUUGAAACGUCGACUGCGAGCCAGGCCUAAUCGCCCAACAUCAGUGUCCGACCUCACUAAUGCUCUUGUGGCUGAAUGGAAGCAAGUCCCCGCAGCAAUAUUCCAACAUCUAGUGGAAAGCCUUCCCAGAAGAGUGGAGGCUGUUAUAGCAGCAAAGAGGGGACAAACUCCAUAUUAAUGCCCAUGAUUUUUGAAUGAGAUGUUCGACGAGCAGGUGUCCACAUACUUUUGGUCACGUAGUGUACAGUUGAAUGCACUGACUAAGUGGCUCUAGUUAAGAAUGUCUGCUAAAUGACUAAAAUGUAGCUUACUAGUAGUCUACCGUCUUCCCUAAUUUCUGUUAUAGUGGGACUUCACCUUAGCCAGUGGGGGCUUGUGGGUGUUCGGUUGGACUCUCAUAUCCUUUGCAUUGUUGUGUGGAAUCAUGCGAUCCCAGGUAAGUCAAGCCAUUUCACAGGUAUACCAGCAUGUCCAAAAAAUUUAAAGGGGCAAUCUGCAGUUUAAACAAUAACAAAGCCACAACCUGCCACUGUUUUGGUAAACAGCUGAUGAAUGGGUCUGGCGAAAUGUAAAUGUAAUGUACCCACUCUCAAAUUCAUAGACAGAUCUAAGGAUGCAAGGACUGGCCGAAAAUCAAUGUACCUAUCGCAGAUUGCCCCUUUAAAACACAGUAUUUUAUAUUGUGUAUUGUAUUGGAGAUUGAAGAACAUUAACUAUGUUUCCGUUUUAGAAAUACACUUGUUCAGAACUAACUUAGUGUUGUGUUUUAAUCCAUAGUACCUUUACAUUGUGUAUGCUUGCCUGGGGACCUUGCUAUUUUCUUUGGUAAGUAACCUUCUUCCUACAUCUAUUCUAUUCAUGGUUGUUGUCAAAGCUAUUAAUUUGGCCACCUUCAUACCACCAAGCAAUAAACAUUCACUGACAUCUAUAUAAGAAUGUAUGUAAGGUUUCACGAGUCCUUUAUACACAAUCUUUAAGAAGCUUUGGAAUGGUCACCCAUGUGGGUUUUUAAAAUGAAAAGCUGUUUAUGACUCAUUCUGUAAGCAGGUAGAAACAGUAAUGUAUUUUUGUAGCAAUUGAACAACUGAUUAGUGUAUAUUUGUGUCUCUCUCCAGUACCUGGUGAUGGACACCCAGCUCAUACUGGGUGGGAACCACAAAUACAGCAUUUCACCAGAGGAGUACAUCUUUGCGGCUCUCAACCUGUACCUGGACAUCAUCUCUCUGUUCACUUUGCUACUGUCACUCAUUGGACUCAGCCGUUAACUUAAUACAUUGUCUUACGUCUGAUAGCGCAACAAGCCACCUGUCCUGAUCCGUUGAGGAGGAGUUACACCAACUGUCGAAGACAAUGCCUUUUAAUAUGGAUCAGCAUCAAAGAUUCAGCCAGAGAAAGCACUUCUAUGUUUCGUAUUCUUUGAUGUAUAAAUUACCCCAUUGACAUUCCAUGUUAUGCAACUUAGUGCCUUCACUAAGAAUUCACACCCCUUGACUUUUUCC